Messenger RNA from Hyla sarda, 3575 nucleotides. RefSeq names its product rhomboid domain containing 3 (gene RHBDD3). Gene Ontology annotation, cellular component: membrane. NCBI's taxonomy places the organism in Eukaryota, Metazoa, Chordata, Amphibia, Anura, Hylidae. The coding region runs from base 732 to 1910 and encodes 392 amino acids. The transcript is spliced from 7 exons. Gene Ontology annotation, molecular function: serine-type endopeptidase activity; protein binding. The record is from RefSeq and is a predicted model, not a curated record.
UUUCCUCUGCACAGGUUAUGAUAAAUCUCCCCCAUUGUGGUGUAAACAGUACUUCAGGAGGCCUACUGCAAUGCUCCCCAACCUGUGGCUCUGCAGCUGUGAAAAACUACAACUCCCAUAAGGCCCUGCCAACAGAGCUGUGUUUUGAAACGGCGGGAGAGGCACAGAUUGAGGAGCAGAGCAUUGGCUUAGACGCCAGAGGAUCCCCAGUAUCGUCCCCGGCUGAUAAAGCAAAGAGCCGCAGCACACGUGCACGCAGGAGACGUUACGUUCUACCGUUAGAACACGUGACCCUAUUCAGUAAAGUCGCCGUUUAACCCGAUACACAGUAACGCCACACAACACGUACACAGUAUCCAUGCUUUACCAUACAACCGGUCAUAGGACGUGUUCACCCAGGGGCCACCUCGUGUACCGGGGAUGAAAGCAACGACCUAGGGGAGUGAGGCCUAAGAGGAAGCGGGCAGCCUGCAAGCACACAGUCCCCAUGCUGCAGCCGGUCAGCAUUACAAUGCACAAAGGAAAGAGGGCCAGACAGAGGCCGCCAUUCGCUACCCCCACCCGUCUAACCCACAGAAAACAAUCACCCUGGAAGCGCGCAAUACGGUACUCACCGGUGGAAGCCAUUUUGUGUACUCUAACCACCUCAGCGUCCGUGUGUGGGGAGAGCUAGGAGCGCAUGCGCUGUACUGACCAACCUAGACCAUACCAUUCGUUGCCGGGGGGAUGAGAUGCUGAAAUUGGUGCUUAGAAAAGGGCCACCUCUAGGAUGCCUACUGCUGAUGCUUUUGCUGGUGCUUGGGAGUCUUAUUCUGUCAUGCAGUGACUUGGUGCUACAUCUGGAAACUUUACAAGAAUUUUGGGAAGGCCUUUCUUGGGUGAAGACAUCACCUUUAACCUCGGGUAACCUAUAUCCAAGGCAUCGAAUUUUCACCCACGUGCUCUGUGCCACCGACAACCAGCUGAUUUUAUUAUCAUUGCUUCUCUUCCCUCUUCUGUUCUGGAGGAUGGAGGAAUGUCUUGGCACUUUAUACUUCCUGCAGUUGUCAUGUCUGGGCACAGUGUGCUCUGCCAUUCUCUACCUGCUGAUAUCCUCCCUUCUGCCUGUGCCUGCAGUCCCUGCUUCAGGAUACCUCUCCACCCAGUUAUCACUAUUGGUAGCUAAGCACAAAGCUGUCAAAUGGAGACUUGGCAAAAAAAUGUGUUUUAUGUUACCAUAUGGAAUCCUCAUAAUCACUCAGUUACUUUUUCCUGAAUCUUGUCUUUUAUUUAAUAUCUGUGGAAUACUUAGUGGACUGGCUACUCAUGCUGGAUUACUUCGUCAUUUAGAGCUGCCAGUUUCAAGAAGGCAAGAACUUGAUAGCAUGCACAUCUGCAACUGCUUGGCAUCUUUUAACUUGGCACGGUUUAUCCCAGGUCAAGAAGAAAAUUCUUCAUUAUAUAACUCAAAUUCUGCAGAAAAGGAAAGCCUUCCAUUCUACUAUAGAGAUUCAUAUCAAUCAGUUGUCUCUGAUGAUCUGCCCAUAGGAGGGGCAACUAUGCAUGCUUCAAAUGUUACCGAUUUUAGAAAGACUCCUGUUUGGUUAGGAGACUCUGCAUCCCUGGAAGAGGAGAUGUUGGAAGCGGGAAUUCUGGCUUCUCUGAGAGAAUAUGAGGAACAGGAAAAGCUGAAGCAGGAGCCAACCCUCAACAAGUCCAGUGUGUCUGCACUUAGACUUCAGCAGCUGGAACGCAUGGGAUUUCCAACAGGACCUGCAGUUGUUGCAUUAGCUGCCACAGGAAAAGUAGAGAGAGCUGUGUCUCUUCUUGUAGAAGGAGAAAUUGGUAGAGACAUUAUAGUGGCUAAUGAAAGACAGUCUCUUCGUGGAACACUAAAUUCUGCUGAAACAAGACAAUUACAUAAUUCUUAACAAAAAAAAUGUAGGAUACAUAAAAUUAUUUUCACCUGUUACAAAUAGGAGUAUUACAAUGAUCAAAAGAAUGACAUAGGAGAUUCAUCAUUCUUUUCAAGCGUAUGGCUUUUAUAAGACAAUUUUUUUUUUACUUACUUUUGCUUACGUGCGACCUAUUUAUCAAAUAGUCGCAGGACCUUGAUAAAUAAAUCUCACGUAAGCAAAACCUGGGAAACCUGCUUGCAAAGCAUUUUUUAAAGCAGAAAAGUUUUCCUUUAUGUUAAUAGCCAAAGUUCUUUAUCUACUCUUUAUUACCAGUAGCGUUGCUAGAGAGUGACGGGGGAGGGGGGCGUAGCGCAUCGGGUGACACCCUGACUGGCCCGCAACAUCCCAUCCACCCUCCUCAGAAAUUUAAAACAUACUAUGCUGCACCAUGAAUAUCCAUACUCUGGAGGCUUUUUUGUUUAAUUUUGACAUUUUGUGACAUUGGUGUGCGGAGUCUUGAGGCCGGAUUUUACGUCAGGAAGGAAGACAGCGCAGCACCAACAGGCACAUAAACAAUAGUGAAGCCACAAAAGUACCUUACCCACCCUAAAGUGUGCAUGAAGCUGUAUUACUAUGGAUGUUUCUCUUUUUUAAGGAAAAAAUUUUGUGUCACAUAUGGGUGAUUUAUGUCGUCUGCAAAACUUCUUACACAAUUAUUUUGUGCCUUAUUCUGUUUUAACACAACUCCAGCAUGUACGUGUCCUAAAAUUAACAAGGUGUGCAGUGUAUAUUUUCAACCUUAAAAUUAAUAGUUAUUAGUUAUAUAAUUAAUUUUCUCUAUAAUUAACAUUAACAUUAAUGCAGUAGCUUUGUUUCAUGAUGCAGAACAAGAACAGUUGUUAAAGUGGGUGUUAAUGUCCUUUUCUGCAGAUGUAUGCACUUUCUGUAAGCCAGGUUGGACCUGGAAUACAUAUGCGACUUUUAAAUAAAGAUGCAACUUUUUUUCUUCAUAAAUAGCGACUAUUGCAUUUGAUAAAUACAUGACCACUGCAAAGUAAAAAAUUACUACGUGAGCAGAUUUCAGAAAUGUGCUUUGGAAUAAGGUCGCAGCUUGUAUGGAAAAGUCGCACAUGCGCUUUUUUUACGCAAACAAAAUCUACGGAGCUUGAUAAAUCUCUUUCAUAAUUGAAAGGGUUGUCUCAACUUCUGUCCAUAUAUCCUGUAAGGAGAUAUAGAUGCAUAGUUCAGGACCCCACUCAAUCAGCCAGAGUUCUGUUGGACUCAACAUCUACAUACUGUAUUACAUGGAUGACCAUUCAUCUGAAUGGCUUACUAUGUAAUACUACAUUUACCUGAAAUGUCUGCCCAUGGCUCCACAGGUGAUUCCAAUAUUAAAGAUAUUAUCUGUGAUAAGACAACCCAGUAAAGUGUAGCUUCUCUCAAAACCUACAAUUUAGCAACAAAUGAAUCAGCGCAUCACACUGCCAUCGUCAGCUUUCCUCCUUCCCAUCCUGGUGCUGUCUCUUCCCCAGGUAAGCAAUGCAUAUAUAACUAGCCGUCCACAUGAUGUAAAAGCUCAAAUGGGUUAGCAUGGGCUGUCUGACCUGUCUGAAUCUAUGCAGCCCCAUAUGCAGCAAGCUGUGAUGCAAUGUGUUUUAAUAUCUUUCUGUCAUUGCCAGUAUUAAUUUUUCUGUAAAA